Vicia faba (fava bean) is the source of this 2046-nucleotide messenger RNA. Lineage: Eukaryota; Viridiplantae; Streptophyta; Magnoliopsida; Fabales; Fabaceae. The record is from the annotation of a GenBank genome assembly.
AUGGAUGGUUUCCGUGUAGUGACUUGUCAAUCCUGUAACUUUGUUGGAGAACCUUUCGAAUCAGAUGGCUUCUUCUUCUGCAGUAGCUGCGGAGAGAAAAAUCAGGAUGCUUUUGAUAAUGGUGCCGAAGAGGAAGAAGCCUUCGGUACCGUCGGUGGUAUCUACCUUCCCAGUCACCAACGCCGGGCAUCUACUCAUUCUGAAGCAAUUGAUGUUCCCCCCAUCUCACAAUAUGAUCCAUUAUCCCAAUCCAAUUUACUUUCCAGCCUUGGCUUAAUUGAAGUCAAACAAGAGAAUGUUGACCUAUCUCACUCCCAUUUUAGUCCCUCAACUCCUGUUGAUUUUGGAGGCUCCAAUGUUCCUAGCUCUGAGGAUUACCACAAUGAGAUAAGGCUGCGUUAUGUGUUUGGGUUGCAAAUUAUGAUUGAGCUUCAAUGUGAAGCUCUGGUGAAAGAGUUUAAGGGAUAUGGUCUUGUUCAUGUGAGGUGCAUCUUACCUUGGCAUUUAUUAAGUAAGCUUGGAUUUGUGCCCUUAGUUAUUGAAUUUAGGGAGAUCCAGAAGAUUAUAAUUCACGCGGUAAAUACAGAUCAGAACCUCGCAUCAAUGGCACAAUCACCAACACCAUUUCUGUUUUUCCUAAGUGAGGAUAGCUCUGCCAAUGACAUUGAUGCAAACUCCGCAGUGAAAAUAUGGAAAUUUCAACUCAGCAAGUACAAUUUGAAAACCUAUAAUACUGGGAGAAUGGAAGAUGCCAAGGCUGGGUCAGAUGGGAUUGCUGAUGCCGAGGAAAACUUAGGCGAGAGUGAAGUCCGUGAGGCUCACUUGGCAAAGUCCUUGUUUUUCAUCCGGAUUGGGGACAAGGAGAAAGCCCUGGAACAUCUCAAGAUAACAGAAACCAAGAUUGUUGCAGUGGGCCAGAAGAUGGACUUGGUGUUUUAUACGCUGCAACUUGGUUUCUUUGACAUGGAUUUUGAUCUAAUUUCCAAAAGCAUUGACAAAGCUAAAAGCUUGUUUGAAGAAGGUGGAGAUUGGGAGAGGAAGAACAGACUGAAAGUGUAUGAAGGCCUAUACUGCAUGUCCACUAGAAAUUUCGAGAAGGCUGCAACAUUGUUUUUGGAUUCUAUCUCCACCUUUACAACCUAUGAACUUUUUCCAUAUGACACCUUUAUAUUUUACACCGUUUUGACAAGCAUCAUAACACUGGAUAGAGUUUCCUUGAAGCAAAAGGUAGUGGAUGCUCCUGAGAUCUUGACAGUGAUUGGCAAGAUCCCGCAUCUGUCAGAGUUUUUGAACUCCCUGUAUGAUUGUCAAUACAAGUCUUUCUUCUCAGCAUUUGCUGGCUUGACGGAGCAAAUUAAGUUGGAUCGCUAUUUGCAUUCACACUUCAGGUAUUACAUGAGAGAGAUCAGAACUAGACAUGCUCGAUCUGAAAAGCUACACAGGGAAGGCAGACUGAAGGUCAUGCUCAAUAGCGAUGGUGAAAUAGAGAACCAAGAGGAUUCAGACAAAGAAACCGAAGAUACCGAGGAGCUACUAAAGCCACUUAAAAAUGUGGUCCCUUGGUUACAAGAAAUAUUCACAUGGGAAAGACCAAUACAUACUCUUGUUGUUCUUGCUGCAUCCCUAAUAAUCACUUAUAUGGAAUGGGUUGGAAAGAGAGCUGCAGCAUUCUUGGUAUGGGUGAUAGUAAAGAUGCUUGAGGCAAGAGAGAAAAAGCUUAAUGAGCAAUGCAAUGAGAUAGUAGUCAGUAGAUAUGAUAUGGCUUCUGAUCAAUCUAUGAUGGAUAACAUUGUCUCAGCCCAACAUGGAUUUUACAUUCAUGCAAAGACAGUGAUGGUGGCAAUAGGGGGAUUAGCAUUCUUAUUAGCAGUAAUACCAUUCAAGUUCUUACUAAUGGGUCUCAUUGUGCAAAGUUUCACCAUGGCGUUCAAGACAAGCAAGUCUUCAGGAACUGGGAAUAGAAGGUUGAAGGAAUGGUGGGACUCAAUACUAGUAGUCCCUAUCCGUGUAGUAGACAAUGUUCCUAACUCUCAACAUGCUAAAUAG